Molecule: messenger RNA, 1935 nt
Organism: Archocentrus centrarchus (flier cichlid)
Lineage: Eukaryota; Metazoa; Chordata; Actinopteri; Cichliformes; Cichlidae
Product: matrix remodeling-associated protein 8-like
Exons: 4
Coding region: 198-1103 (301 amino acids)
Biological process (GO): regulation of cytokine production; T cell receptor signaling pathway
Cellular component (GO): external side of plasma membrane
Molecular function (GO): signaling receptor binding
Source: RefSeq, a predicted model, not a curated record
ACUGUAACAUUCUGAUUCUGAGUGAUCGGGUGAGAGACGGAUCUGUUUUCGCCGUGACCUCAAGCUUUACUUGAACCUUAACUUUAAUAUUAUGUAGGCUUUUUAAACCCAGGUUGUAUUAUUCGCUGAAAAUAACACCAAACGGAGAUAUUUAGAACAAACUAGAUGUCACGGCAUUCAGCCUUGAGAACCAGGAAAUGGCUGCUGUAACUGCGUCACUCUGUUUCGCUUUGCUGUUUGCGGUGGCCUUCGUGUUUGUCUCUGCAGAGCAGAAAACCCUCACAGCUGAUCCUGGACAGAACGUUACUCUGACAUGUCGAGCUCCAAAUGACAAGAUCUUAGGUGUAAACUGGAUCAGAGCUGACCUGGAGUCAGAAUAUGUGCUUUUGUACCAGGAUGGGAGCUUUGAUACAGAUAACCAGCAUCCAUCCUUUAUGAACCGGGUGGAUCUGAAGGACAGACAGAUGAAGGAUGGAGACGUGUCUGUGAUCCUGAAGAACGUGACGAUUAAUGACACAGGAACAUACGAGUGUCACAUCUUAAUGGAAGAAACUCGUUCAUGGAGUGUCAGGAACAUCACCUCUCUUACUAUUGUUCCUCCAGAGAAGAAAAACAUCAUCGUCACCGCAGAGCCUGGAGAAAAUGCCAUUCUGCCAUGUCGAAGUUCAAAUAACAACAAUAACAUCAUAUUUGUAGAGUGGCGCAGACCUGACCUGGGGUCAGAAUAUGUCCUUUAUUACCAGCAUGGUCACUUUGUGUCAGAUCACCAGCAUCCAUCCUUUAAGAACAGGGUGGAUCUGCAGGACAGACAGAUGAAGCAUGGAGACGUGUCUGUGAUCCUGAAGAAUGUGAACACUGCUGACAAGGGAACAUACAAGUGUCAUAUCAAGACAGGAAACAAUCUCAGGAAGAGAGAUAAUCUGAUACCUGAUCACAUCAGCAUCAUCUACCUGAAAGUUCUUCCAGGUCCAACAGGAGGAGGAACCAGAGAGGGUGGAGGAUCUGUUGGUCUGAUCGCUGGUCUGUUAGUUCUGCUUCUUGCUGCUGCUGUUGGUGGUGGUUUUCUGAUCUAUAAUAAUCUGCAGCACCGACAUGGAUACUAGCCUCCUGUUAACUGUAGUCCUCUGAGUCUUUGGCUGCUCUUCCAAACUCUGUGUUGACAGAAACCAUGAAGAAAGAAGACAGAAACUAAGGAUGCUGAUCAUCAUCUUCAGUCCACAGCAGAGCUGUGAGUCAGUUAAAACAUCCAUCUCAUCUCUCUGAUUAUCAUGUUCAGACUCACACCAUCAGUGUGUGUGCUGUCAGUGACUGAACUACAGUAUUUAUUCAUCUUCAGGCUGUUCAGGGAUUUACCAAGUAAAACUGUGUUACAAACAUAUGAAUUUAUGCACUGUAAUAUCAGAGUCUGUGUUUUUGUAUUUGAUCUUCAGGAUCAGCAGCUGUUUGUAAGGUCAAACUUCAUGUAUGUACUUUGAGCCACACUAAAUAGAGUCAGCUACUUCAGUGUAUAUAGAAUCUGACUGAAAUGUGACUAUUAUUUUUUUUUUUGUUGUUAUUCUGUGAGUCAUAGACAAUCAAUGCACUGUUCAGGAUCUGGGCUUAAAGUUUUAUCAACUACAACUCCAAUGAGUCAGUUUGUAUAUAUGUAUAAAUAAAGUGCAUUUAACUUACAUUAAGUUAAAUGCACUUAAUCUGACUUUAACCUAACUAACCUUUUUCAUGUUUGUAUAAAAUAUAAAGAAAAAAAAGUUAUAUAGUAACCCUCUAUUUAGCUGACAUAACAUUUUUGAGUCAAUAGUUUUGCAUAAUAUUUUAUCUAAACCAGGUGAUUAACUUUGACUGAUUUGACUAAGUGUUAUGAGAGUUAUAUCAAAAUAAAGAUUUAUGUAUUUCCACACUCUGAUUUCUUUCCCUCUGAUCCUGCACUGUGAAGCU